Molecule: messenger RNA, 837 nt
Organism: Gossypium raimondii (Peruvian cotton)
Lineage: Eukaryota; Viridiplantae; Streptophyta; Magnoliopsida; Malvales; Malvaceae
Product: membrane protein PM19L
Exons: 3
Coding region: 69-608 (179 amino acids)
Source: RefSeq, a predicted model, not a curated record
UCACUUGUUCUUUUUACACAACAAAAACAGUAUCUUGUCUUUACAGUUUUUUGUCUGAAAAGAAGAAAAUGGCUACUGUAGGAAGAAACGCGGCAGCUCCUUUGUUGUUCCUUAACUUGAUCAUGUAUUUCAUUGUGUUGGGAUUUGCUAGUUGGUGUAUUAAUAGGUUUAUCAAUGGCCAAACUGCUCAUCCAAGUAUGGGUGGGAAUGGAGCAACAGGUUUCUUUUUAACCUUUUCCAUCUUGGCUGCUGUGGUGGGUAUAGUAUCAAAAUUUGCAGGUGGUCAUCAUAUUAGGUCAUGGAGAAGUGAUAGUUUGGCUGCAGCUGGUUCUUCUGCACUUAUUGCUUGGGCUCUAACUGCAUUAGCCUUUGGGUUUGCUUGUAAGCAUAUAAAUAUAGGAGGAUGGAGAGGAUGGAGGUUGAGGAUACUUGAAGCAUUCAUAAUAAUCCUUACAUUCACUCAACUUUUGUAUGUGUUGUUGAUCCAUGCCGGUGUGUUCAGCAGUCGGUACGGACCAGGGUAUCGAGAUUCCGACUAUGGGAUGCAUGCACCGGGGGAUGAACCAGGGCACAAGACCAGCACCGCUGUAACUGGAUCUAGGGUCUGAAAGGGACUAUAGUUUAAAACUAGCUAAAAUAUGUAAUUUGGUUUUGUUGUUGAUAGCGAGUAAUAAUCAGCUCGUUCCUUUUUCUAAAUUUAGUUAAUGUAAGUAUAGUUGGGGGUGAUCUUUUCAUCUUCCUUUGAUGUAUGUGAAGAUGAUACAGGGAUUUGCAGCUGAUCUGGUUUGUAAUGUUUCUGGUCUUUUCUAAUGAAACAUUUUCUGUGGCUUUUGUUUU